GAACAAUUUUCAGUAGGCUUUGGAUUGAAAGUUAAAGCAGUUUGUGUAAUCUGUUUAGUUACACUCAUUUUUAUUUCGUAAGUCAACGAGCUGAAUACAAAUAAAAAAAUUUGAAAAAUUCAAGUGGUUGCACAAUGUCAAACCUUCAAGAUGUACCUCUUACCGAGCCAGAAAACAUUAUACCAACCACUAAUGAUAGUACAACUGACAAUGACACAAGCGGCCCGAAAAGCAAUUCGCUGAAACGCUUCUUUAAGCUUGGCAAGAAAGCCAACCCUACCCAAAAUUUUGCCGAGGAUGGAAACGAACUGGAUGACGAGGUCAACAAAGACACCGCUAAGCCGGGCACCAUUAAUCGCUUAUUGACACGAUUGAAGAGCACUUCAAAAACAGAGUCUAUCGAGCCCUCAACCAGCACCAACCCGGACAUGGAGGAGACUUCUGGCAAGCCCGCGCCAAACGCAAAACCCACAUUGAAGUCAUCGAUAUCAACCUAUUGGAGGCAUCUUUUCCAUCGCCAAAAGGCGAUCAACAGAGAAGGCUCCCAUGAUCAUCAAGAUUUCCCAGAAACGAAACAGGAGGCAAUCGAGCUGAACCAAGUACAGCAAACUGAACCGGCUAUCGCUGAAAUAGGUUUACCAGAAACACCAGUUACAUCGCGUGAGACCAUAAAAAUGAUUGGGACAGAAAAGUCAUUAGAAGAGGAGGUUCAAAUGCUCGCCAUUUCUGAUGAUAUAGUGGACAAAAAGGAAGCCUAGGUCAAGGCUUCAAUCUACUUAAAUUUAUUGUUACCCAAUUUGUAAGGGACUGCCAGCCGUCUGCCCCACACACACAUACAUACACAUGUACACACAUAUAGGUAAAACUAGUUCGUCUGCAGUUCAGCUUCAAAUUAUAAUAAUUAAAUUUAGCAUUUUAAAAAACCUGAA
Messenger RNA from Drosophila grimshawi, 929 nucleotides. RefSeq lists its product as uncharacterized. The record is from RefSeq and is a predicted model, not a curated record. The transcript has 2 exons. Bases 135 to 758 code for a protein of 207 amino acids. NCBI's taxonomy places the organism in Eukaryota, Metazoa, Arthropoda, Insecta, Diptera, Drosophilidae.